AUGGAACAGCAACCAGCCAGUGUCACCAAUACUAUGAUUAACACAUCAACAAUGGAACAACAACCAGUCAGUGUCACCAAUGAUAUGGUUAACACAUCAACAAUGGAACAGCAACCAGUCAGUGUCACCAAUGCUAUGAUUAACACAUCAACAAUGGAACAGCAACCAGUCAGUGUCACCAAUGCUAUGAUUAACACAUCAACAAUGGAACAGCAACCAGUCAGUGUCACCAAUGCUAUGAUUAACACAUCAACAAUGGAACAGCAACCAGUCAGUGUCACCAAUGCUAUGAUUAACACAUCAACAAUGGAACAGCAACCAGUCAGUGUCACCAAUGCUAUGAUUAACACAUCAACAAUGGAACAGCAACCAGUCAGUGUCACCAAUACUAUGAUUAACACAUCAACAAUGGAACAACAACCAGUCAGUGUCACCAAUGCUAUGAUUAACACAUCAACAAUGGAACAGCAACCAGUCAGUGUCACCAAUGCUAUGAUUAACACAUCAACAAUGGAACAGCAACCAGUCAGUGUCACCAAUGCUAUGAUUAACACAUCAACAAUGGAACAGCAACCAGUCAGUGUCACCAAUGCUAUGAUUAACACAUCAACAAUGGAACAGCAACCAGUCAGUGUCACCAAUGCUAUGAUUAACACAUCAACAAUGGAACAGCAACCAGUCAGUGUCACCAAUGCUAUGAUUAACACAUCAACAAUGGAACAGCAACCAGUCAGUGUCACCAAUGCUAUGAUUAACACAUCAACAAUGGAACAGCAACCAGUCAGUGUCACCAAUGCUAUGAUUAACACAUCAACAAUGGAACAGCAACCAGUCAGUGUCACCAAUGCUAUGAUUAACACAUCAACAAUGGAACAGCAACCAGUCAGUGUCACCAAUGCUAUGAUUAACACAUCAACAAUGGAACAGCAACCAGUCAGUGUCACCAAUGCUAUGAUUAACACAUCAACAAUGGAACAGCAACCAGUCAGUGUCACCAAUACUAUGAUUAACACAUCAACAAUGGAACAACAACCAGUCAGUGUCACCAAUGCUAUGAUUAACACAUCAACAAUGGAACAGCAACCAGUCAGUGUCACCAAUGCUAUGAUUAACACAUCAACAAUGGAACAGCAACCAGUCAGUGUCACCAAUACUAUGAUUAACACAUCAACAAUGGAACAACAACCAGUCAGUGUCACCAAUGCUAUGAUUAACACAUCAACAAUGGAACAGCAACCAGUCAGUGUCACCAAUGCUAUGAUUAACACAUCAACAAUGGAACAGCAACCAGUCAGUGUCACCAAUGCUAUGAUUAACACAUCAACAAUGGAACAGCAACCAGUCAGUGUCACCAAUGCUAUGAUUAACACAUCAACAAUGGAACAGCAACCAGUCAGUGUCACCAAUGCUAUGAUUAACACAUCAACAAUGGAACAGCAACCAGUCAGUGUCACCAAUGCUAUGAUUAACACAUCAACAAUGGAACAGCAACCAGUCAGUGUCACCAAUGCUAUGAUUAACACAUCAACAAUGGAACAGCAACCAGUCAGUGUCACCAAUGCUAUGAUUAACACAUCAACAAUGGAACAGCAACCAGUCAGUGUCACCAAUGCUAUGAUUAACACAUCAACAAUGGAACAGCAACCAGUCAGUGUCACCAAUGCUAUGAUUAACACAUCAACAAUGGAACAGCAACCAGUCAGUGUCACCAAUACUAUGAUUAACACAUCAACAAUGGAACAACAACCAGUCAGUGUCACCAAUGCUAUGAUUAACACAUCAACAAUGGAACAGCAACCAGUCAGUGUCACCAAUGCUAUGAUUAACACAUCAACAAUGGAACAGCAACCAGUCAGUGUCACCAAUACUAUGAUUAACACAUCAACAAUGGAACAACAACCAGUCAGUGUCACCAAUGCUAUGAUUAACACAUCAACAAUGGAACAGCAACCAGUCAGUGUCACCAAUGCUAUGAUUAACACAUCAACAAUGGAACAGCAACCAGUCAGUGUCACCAAUACUAUGAUUAACACAUCAACAAUGGAACAACAACCAGUCAGUGUCACCAAUGCUAUGAUUAACACAUCAACAAUGGAACAGCAACCAGUCAGUGUCACCAAUGCUAUGAUUAACACAUCAACAAUGGAACAGCAACCAGUCAGUGUCACCAAUACUAUGAUUAACACAUCAACAAUGGAACAACAACCAGUCAGUGUCACCAAUGCUAUGAUUAACACAUCAACAAUGGAACAGCAACCAGUCAGUGUCACCAAUGCUAUGAUUAACACAUCAACAAUGGAACAGCAACCAGUCAGUGUCACCAAUGCUAUGAUUAACACAUCAACAAUGGAACAGCAACCAGUCAGUGUCACCAAUACUAUGAUUAACACAUCAACAAUGGAACAACAACCAGUCAGUGUCACCAAUGCUAUGAUUAACACAUCAACAAUGGAACAGCAACCAGUCAGUGUCACCAAUGCUAUGAUUAACACAUCAACAAUGGAACAGCAACCAGCCAGUGUCACCAAUGAUAUGAUUAACACAUCAACAAUGGAACAACAACCAGCCAGUGUCACCAAUACUAUGAUUAACACAUCAACAAUGGAACAGCAACCAGCCAGUGUCACCAAUGCUAUGGUUAACACAUCAUCAAUGGAACAGCAACCAGUCAGUAUCACCAAUGCUAUGAUUAACACGUCAACAAUGGAACAACAACCAGUCAGUGUCACCAAUGCUAUGAUUAACCCAUCAACAAUGGAACAACAACCAGCCAGUGUCACCAAUUCUAUGAUUAACACAUCAACAAGGGAACAGCAACCAGUCAGUGUCACCAAUACUAUGAUUAACACAGCAACAAUGAAACAACACCCAGCCAGUGUCCCCAAUGAUAUGAUUAACACAUCAACAAUGGAACAGCAACCAGCCAUGGUCGCCAAUGAUAUGGUUAACACAUCAACAAUGGCGCAGCAACCAGCCAGUGUCACCAAUGAUAUGAUUAACUUGUCAACAAUGGAACAACAACCAGUCAGUGCCACCAAUGAUAUGGUUAACACAUCAACAAUGGCGCAGCAACCAGCCAGUGUCACCAAUGAUAUGGUUAACACGUCAACAAUGGAACAACAACCAGUCAGUGUCACCAAUCCUAUGGUUAACACAUCAACAAUGGAACAACACCCAGCCAGUGUCACCAAUGAUAUGGUUAACAUGUCAACAAUGGAACAACAACCAGCCAGUGUCACCAAUACUAUGGUUAACACGUCAAUAAUGGAACAGCAACCAGUCAGUGUCACCAAUGCUAUGAUUAACCCAUCAACAAUGGAACAACAACCAGCCAGUGUCACCAAUUCUAUGAUUAACACAUCAACAAGGGAACAGCAACCAGCCAGUGUCACCAAUACUAUGGUUAACACGUCAAUAAUGGAACAGCAACCAGUCAGUGUCACCAAUGAUAUGGGUAACACAUCAACAAUGGAACAGCAACCAGUCAGUGGCACCAAUGCUAUGGUUAACACAUCAACAAUGGAACAACACCCAGCCAGUGUCACCAAUGAUAUGAUUAACUUGUCAACAAUGGAACAACAACCAGUCAGUGCCACCAAUGAUAUGGUUAACACAUCAACAAUGGAACAGCAACCAGUCAGUAUCACCAAUGCUAUGAUUAACCCGUCAACUUAA
Messenger RNA from Mizuhopecten yessoensis (Yesso scallop), 3675 nucleotides. Its product is annotated as mucin-6-like. Gene Ontology annotation, molecular function: calcium ion binding. Bases 1 to 3675 code for a protein of 1224 amino acids. NCBI's taxonomy places the organism in Eukaryota, Metazoa, Mollusca, Bivalvia, Pectinida, Pectinidae. The record is from RefSeq and is a predicted model, not a curated record. Gene Ontology annotation, biological process: negative regulation of protein sumoylation. The transcript has a single exon.